Messenger RNA from Closterium sp. NIES-65, 789 nucleotides. NCBI's taxonomy places the organism in Eukaryota, Viridiplantae, Streptophyta, Zygnematophyceae, Desmidiales, Closteriaceae. The record is from the annotation of a GenBank genome assembly.
AUGGCGACUCGUGGCCGGAUUUCCUCGUCCCUUCUUCCGCUCUCAGUUCCCGCUGUCGCAGUUGCGUAUCUCCUCUGCACCGUUUUCUCGUUACUAUCGCAUUCUCCCUCCGCAAGUGCGGUUCGCGUACCUGCUACCAGCCAGCUGCUCAUGACGUCAGCAGAAGACCCUGACAUCAAGAGCCAUGGGUUUCGCGAGCAAGUGACUAAAACGAAGGGUUCUUCUGUCGAUGGUGGAAUAAGCGCAGGCUCACAGAGUGAAGCCCCCCGUGCCCCUGUUUGGCCGCCGAGAUUCCAAGUUGACUUCAAUGAGGAGAUGUACCUCCCCUGGUACACCCUGACAACAGAAGGCACCUGGUGGUAUGACUACACCACGCGCAGGCAGCGGAUCGACCGGCGGAACGGACUGGGGGAUCGAUACUGCGGCUCUGCGCUGCCUCUGAGGGCUACCCCAUGCACCCAACUGGUGCGGGACUCCUGGCGCUAUCUCAUCUUCCCCCAGGAAAAGUAUUGCUGCCGCUGCUGCUCUGCGGCCAAUGGGUGUGACGUGGUGCGCCCUGAUUGGCUGGCCAAUGCCACCUAUAUGGGCCGGGACUAUGUGGAUGACAUUUCCUCUACUAAAUGGAAGCGGCAGGGGCUUCAGAACAACUACUACUGGCAUUCAGAGGAUGAUGUGCCCAUGCGAAUCUACAUGGAGCCCUUGGAGCAAAUGACCUUCUCUCACGCCUCGUUCUAUAAGCCGCACUCCUUUCCCAGCACCACCUUCGAUCUACCUUCAGACAUGGAGUAA